This is a messenger RNA of Cryphonectria parasitica EP155, 3116 nucleotides long. RefSeq lists its product as uncharacterized. Gene Ontology annotation, biological process: glutathione catabolic process; proteolysis. The transcript is spliced from 4 exons. Bases 435 to 3116 code for a protein of 893 amino acids. Gene Ontology annotation, molecular function: peptidase activity; protein binding. NCBI's taxonomy places the organism in Eukaryota, Fungi, Ascomycota, Sordariomycetes, Diaporthales, Cryphonectriaceae. The record is from RefSeq and is a predicted model, not a curated record.
CUUUGCCAGCCUUGUGAUCUCCUGCCCUUUUUCUUCUUCUUCCUACGUACGCAAUACCCUAUGCAUACCCCCCAAAAACCAUAGUGGCUGUGUACUUGACGCUCGGCCCAAUAGCAUCACCGCUACUAUGUGAAAUGGUCCAGUGGGCCUAGGCUGGCGGUGGCGUCAUUUUUGACGAUGGGAGAAGACGGCUCAAUGUCCAUCAACCUCCGUCGACUGUCCAGCUCACCCCGAAAGACUGUCCUUCUACGGACGAGCGAAGCAUUCCAGACCUUUCUCUUUCUCUCUCUCCUUCCUCUGAUGUCCUACUCGACCACGCUGUAUUUACCUUUGGUCUCGAGACCCUCGUUAAUUUGAUAUACUCUUCAGCUCCAGCUCCCGCCCACACCGACACGGACAUCAUCAUCACUGACGCGGAUGCGUCCAGCAGCGUCAUGACCUCCUCACUCAAGUCGACCCUCCACUCAGGCAUGAACAGCCCGUUGCAGUCCCACGAUGAUCUCUUCAAUGCUCCCCAGCGGAUCCAAGAGCUCAAACAUGACGAGACCGUCCUGACCCUUGCCGUCAGCGACAAGUACAUCUUCGCCGGCACUCAUACUGGAGAGAUCUUUGUCUGGUCGCUCGCCACCUUUGAGCUCGUCAAGCGCUUCCAAGCCCACAAGCGUCAUACAAUAUCUAGGUCCAUCUUGGUUUCCAGCGGUGGAGAUGCCCUGGUCUCCGUGUGGUGUCCAAAGACGUUCGCACGCCUGUACGAGAUCUACUGGCCCGAUCACAUCGGCGACGUCUUCUCGUGCGCCUACUCGACCCAGCAGGACACCGUCUACAUCGGCGCACAGAACACCUCGAUCCAAUGGGUGAAGCUAAGCGAUCCCAGCCGCCGGGUCCCUCAUGACAACCCAAACCACCCCGACCAGCGCAUAGACACUUUCUUCGACUCCAAGGCCAUCGGAGGGAAGAGCACACCUCGGAAGAGAGACGAGAGGGAGGCCUUGAUCCCCCCAGCGAACGAGACCCUCGAGGUCUACCGCUCAUCCAUCGGAAACCGUGCGCAUUCCGGCUUCAUCUACAGCAUGUUCAUCGCCAAGGGUCCUACCGUCCUCGUGGACCCCGAUGAAGAGGUGCUGAUCACUGGCGGUGGCGAGGGACGCAUCAAGCUAUGGCAGAUCAAACAGGACGAAAAAUAUGACGGCAUGGAGGAAUGGGAGGCUUGGGAGCACCGCGAGAUUAUGUGUCUCGGCGAACAAGACGCCCAGUCCGUUUUUCAUAUCGCCAUUGACGGCUCUUUUCUCUAUAGCGGCAAGAAGAGGGGCAUUAUUGAGCUGUGGGAUCUCGAUACCAAGCAGAAAUUGCGGGUCAUCAAGGACCAUCGAGGCGAAAACGAUCACUAUGGCGACAUCAUGUCCCUCCAGAUGGCCUGGGGCUACCUUUGGUCCGCAGCCACGACUGGAACGGUUGCAAGACACAGUACCGUCCACUCCAGAGCUUCCGAGAAGGUCAGCCAGAAGUAUCGGUGCCUCUCUCGUUGGCAGGCACACGAGGGAAAAAUUUUGUCGUCGGCGUGCACUACCUACCAGGGACACAACUACUACAUCACCGGUGCUAACGAUAACAAUCUCAGUGUGUGGCGCGUGGACGGGAUACGGGAAGAGGCCGAGGACAACCCAGACGAAUCCGAGCGUACCAUGCUCUCGUCGUUACGGGAGUUCGUUUCGUAUCGGACUGUCUCCGCCCGCCCAGAGUUCGCCGAGGAAUGCCGCCAGGGAGCCAGCUUUCUGUGCAACCUCUUUAAGCGGCUGGGCGCGCAGGUGAACAUGCUCUCCACCGAGAAGCUGCACAAUCCUGUCGUUUGCGCCGUAUUCAGCGGCAAGCUGGAGCCCGCGGAACGGCGUAAGCGCAUUCUUUUCUAUGGCCACUACGAUGUCGUUCCGGCAGACCGUGACGGCAAAAGCAAGUGGGCCACGGAUCCCUUCCAGAUGGAGGGCAUCAACGGUUAUCUCUAUGGCCGUGGCGUCAGUGAUAACAAGGGCCCCAUCAUGGCAGCGCUUUACGCCGUGACCGACCUGUUGCAGGCUCAGCAGCUCGACUCCGAUGUCAUAUUUCUCAUCGAAGGCGAGGAGGAAUCCACCAGUCGCAAUUUUCGCGAGACCAUCCGAAAGAACAAGGAUUUGAUUGGAAAUGUGGAUUACAUUCUUCUUGCAAACAGCUACUGGAUCGACGAUGAGACGCCGUGUCUGACCUACGGCCUACGUGGCGUUCUGCACGCCACUAUCUGUGUUGACAGCGCCUACCCAGACCUGCACUCCGGUGUGGACGGCAGCCACAUGCUGGACGAACCGCUUGCAGAUCUGAUGCAGGUGCUGACCUCACUGAAAGGGCCACGAAACAAGAUUAUGGUCCCACAUUUUUAUGAUGCAGUCCUGCCUCUCACGCCAGAUGAGGAGGCUCGCUAUGAGGAGAUUGUCAAGAUUCUCAGCCGCCGCAACCCCGAAAGCGGCACCGUCCAACAGCUCAAAUCGAGUCUAAUGGCACGGUGGCGCGAGCCUAAUUUGACAAUCCAUGGGACGAAGGUCUCGGGAGUGGACGAAAGUGUCGUGAGCAGUCAUGCGAGCGCCACCAUCUCCUUCCGCAUUGUGCCAGAUCAGCAGGUCGAUGAUAUUGUUGCGUCCUUGAAAGAGUACCUGCGGGCCCAGUUUGCAGAGCUCGAAAGCAAAAACACACUGACCAUCAAGAUCGACAACAAGGCCGAGCCAUGGCUGGGAGACCCAAAUAACCAGAUAUUCAAAACGCUGGAGGAGGCCAUCAUCAAAGUUUGGGGAGAGGAUGGUGGCAGGCGGAACAGCAGCAGCCCAGAGCGGGAUGCUGCUCCAGACGCUACAGAUCCAGAGGCUGGGCAUGGAGCGACUGGUCUUCCUGCCAAGGGUAGGAAGCCACUGUACAUUCGUGAGGGCGGCUCGAUCCCGGCCAUUCGCUUCCUCGAGAAGGAAUUUGGAGCCCCCGUUGCGCAUCUGCCUUGCGGGCAAGCAACUGAUUCGGCACACUUGGAGAAUGAGCGCAUACGGUUGUUGAAUCUGUUCCGCAGCAGAGAGAUCUUUGGUGAAGCAUUUCGCAGGCUUUGA